This is a messenger RNA of Arabidopsis thaliana (thale cress), 511 nucleotides long. It is a transcript of the gene GDU7, whose product is annotated as glutamine dumper 7. The record is from RefSeq and is marked reviewed. Gene Ontology annotation, biological process: regulation of amino acid export. NCBI's taxonomy places the organism in Eukaryota, Viridiplantae, Streptophyta, Magnoliopsida, Brassicales, Brassicaceae. The transcript has a single exon. Gene Ontology annotation, cellular component: membrane. The coding region runs from base 50 to 343 and encodes 97 amino acids.
AGAAAAGCUGGUGGAAGAGGAAAGAUCAGAUUUCAAGAUCAACGAGGCAAUGAGUCUGCAUAGGGAUUCAAUGGUCCCGGUUAACUCCAGGUUAGAGAACAUGGACUCUCCGAUUCUCUCUAAGAUUUGUGCGUGGGGCGUAAUGCUGGGGCUCUUUGCGCUUUCAUUAUUCGCUAUGGCCUAUGCUUGCUAUCAUAAGCAAACUUCGAAUUCAUGCAUCGAAGAGAAACAAGGAAAGAAGCAAGUGUUGAAGCCACUAGAUAUGGAACCAAAGAUUGUUGUAAUAAUGGCUGGUAAUGAAAACCCUACCUUCUUUGCUAAGCCAACCCAGAUCAAUGCAUGACCAGUAUUGUCUUAAAUGAUCAUGAUGUCAAAAAUCACAAGAUUAGUGUUAUAUUUUUCCAUUCAUUCGCUGGACGAGACCAUUAAUAUUCUACUGAUAUAUUUAUAUAUACUUGAUUAAGUUUUCUAUAAUAAUUUUUUUAUUUUUCUUUGUUAACUUUUCAAUAAG